AUGGUUGCCAUUUAUAAGCCGGUAUCCGAUUGCGUCUGGCAUCAAAUGCCAAUGGACGUACGUGAGCGCAUACGUGCCUUUCGUGAAAGGGCCGUCUCACGGGAGCGUUUCCAUACGAGGAAUGUAUGGUCCGCGGAUUUUAUAAAUGCGCCACCUCCCGGCAUGGAAGGAAGGAAGCCGGGGCUUGUUGCCUUUCAAGAAAGACCAAAGAGGCCAGAGCUUCUUUCUUUGGGUAAUGGGCUUAACGAUGGGGGCGUGGCAAUUGUGCAGCGAUCCUCCUCUAUGAGUUCCUCAAAGUUUGGCAAGUCGAGGCACUCGCUCCACUUCCGUGGUGAAUUGUGGGAGUCGGUGGUGAAGACAAAUCAAUUUGGCCUAAAGGCUUCUUUCAUUACGGAUGUUGUGAAUGCGACGGGUUUGGACGGGUCACGGAUUGAAGACGUUGCCUUUGUACUUACAAAUGUGCUUAUUGUCACCUUUACCGUGUCACUUCCGGAAAACCCGGAAAGAAUGACGGAAGUUCACGCCGCCCUCCAGCGAUGUAACUUCCCACGUACAACGGCAAUGUACAUGAGGCACCGUCUUGCGUUUUUUUAA
Messenger RNA from Trypanosoma cruzi, 594 nucleotides. RefSeq lists its product as uncharacterized. Bases 1 to 594 code for a protein of 197 amino acids. The transcript has a single exon. Lineage: Eukaryota; Euglenozoa; Kinetoplastea; Trypanosomatida; Trypanosomatidae. The record is from RefSeq and is a predicted model, not a curated record.